This is a messenger RNA of Rhineura floridana, 6749 nucleotides long. RefSeq lists its product as uncharacterized. Bases 126 to 1460 code for a protein of 444 amino acids. The transcript has 7 exons. Gene Ontology annotation, biological process: regulation of transcription by RNA polymerase II; cellular response to lipopolysaccharide. The record is from RefSeq and is a predicted model, not a curated record. NCBI's taxonomy places the organism in Eukaryota, Metazoa, Chordata, Lepidosauria, Squamata, Rhineuridae.
UGCGAGGGGCGGGGGAGAGAGAGUCUGAACCUGAGCAUCUGAGCUGUGCCUCCCAAGUUGCAAGAAGUGCUAGGGGCCUUGCCUCUGUCAGAGCUCCUCUCCCCAGAACAUUUUCACCCCUUGCCAUGGAGACGGCUGCUCUCCUGAAACUCCAGCAUGGCAACCUGGACCUCCAGGCUGGUGUGGAGAAGCAGUGGGACCCUGUGGACCUCACCCUGGAACGUGGAGACCAGACACCUGACGAGCUGGACAUUGCACUGACUUUUCCCAGGCAGGAGUCUCCACCACCACCAGCACAUGUGGGACCAGCUGGGCCAGAGAAGUGCGACUCGGAGGAAAUCACCACUUACAUCUCGGAAAACAUGACAGUGACCUCGGCUGAUGAAGAGAAGUUGCUCCUGCUCAGCAGGAACACAGAUCUCCGGCAAAUCAACAAGGAGCUGAUGAAGCUCAACCAGGAGUGGGGAGCCAUUUACCAGGCCACCCAACUGGAGAUGCAGCACAACGUGGGCAGCCUGCAAGAGGAGGUGGCCGCCCUCAAGAUGCAAGUCCAGAAGCUCUCUGCAAAGUUGGAGCAUGAGCAGAGAAAGCGGGAGUAUUAUCAGCACAUCCUCUUCCAGGAGAUGAAAUGGAGCCAGGCCUGGCAGGAGUACCUGUGGCGCCUGGACGGCCAAACGAUGCACAGCCGGGAGAUGCGCCCGCGCUCAGCGAGUCCCAAGAGAGCCUCCGAUGCCUCCGCUGACCUGUGGGGAGGGGAGAGAAGGCUGGCGCCAGGACCAGUGGUGGCCAACUUGUGCACCCCUCCAAAGGAAUCCAAAGUAUCUGCGCCCCUCCCCUGGGAGGAAUUCACAGCCCCCCUGCAUGCACUUCCCAGGAAGGGGAGCGUAACAAACCGUCCCCACGAGGAAGCAUCUCCACGGCUCUGUGGCGGCAGCAGCACCGAAGACAAGGAUCACCAGCGCUUUGCCCAGCAGAGCCGAGGCAGCACCUCAGAUGCUGAGAAGAAGGUUGCUGAUCUCAAGGAGCAGCUGGUGGCCCUGAAGUAUCAGACAGAAAUCUACAAGGCUGAAUACAUGACAGAGCAACAGGAUCGGCAGCGAAUCAAAGCAGAGAAUGCCAAGCUGCAGAAUAAAGAGGAGGAGAUGAGGCAGCAGAUGGCCUUGCUGGAGGAGCAGCUGAAGAUCUUUGAAGACGACUUCUGGAGAGAGCGAUCUGACAAGCAGAUACUGCAGCGCCUCCUGAAGAGGAAACCCGACACCAAGGAGAAACCCGCCAUCCCAGAGCAUCGCUGCAGUGGGGGCGAGAAGCCUGUGGCACCCACUUCCCCAUCCCCCUGGCGUGGGUGCUGUGGCUGCAGCUGCCACGGUGGGACCCAUGGCCGGAGAAGUGCCAUAAGCACCCCCAGGCCCCCAAAGCCAGGCCCUCGGCCCCCUACUUCUUCAGGGACUGCUAAGGGCUAACCUCCUCGGGUCGGUAUAAAAAGCAACUGGAGCAUGCCACAGGGAGUGCCACCUCUGCCUUUGCCACCCGCUCCCCUCUUGCUUAUGGCAGGCCCACCAGGAGGGGUCCCAGCCCAAGGGCAAAGCAGGCUGGCAAAUCCUUGCUGGCCAGACUCCCCUCGGCUUGCCUUCCAGCGUUGGCACAGGCCUCCUCCAUUAAAAUGGCAGGCAGGGCCACCCAGCCAGGCCUGCCCUUUUAGUGGGACGAUCACACUGGCCUGAUCCAGCUGGUCGCAGUGCCUGGUUGGCAUCCUGGGUAGAUAUAAGGGCAGCAGUGAGUCAGAGAAGGCUCUAAAAGAGGAUUAGACAAAUGCAUGGAUAAGGCGAGUAGCAGCUGCUGGCCAUGAUCCCUCCACUAGGCACCAGUUGCUGGAAACAGCAGGAAGCAGGAGUGCUCUUGCACUCGGGUCCGGCUUCUGGGCUUCCCGAGGGGCACCACAAGGGGCACCACAGUGAGGAAGGAUGCCUGCCUAGAGGGGCCACUGGCCCAAUCCAGCAGGCUGUUCUUCUAAGGGAUGCUCAUUUGUUAAAAUCUUCAGAGAGAGCAGGAAGCAUUUAUUCAGGUCCGUACCAAAACAACAGAGUGCUUCAAGGUGAACCGUAACAAGGGUGGCUACAGGAUGUGUUGACGGAUCACAGCUCUGAGGCGACUCAGAAAAAGAGUUGGGGUGGGCUGCUUGAAUUAAGGCAGAUGGGACUUGUACUCCAAAAUAUCUGGAAGGCACAAGGCUGGCCUAAGGAUUUUCAGCUCACGGGAAAGCCUCUGGUGAAGAAAUAAGCUCCCUCCUACUUUAAAUCAUCACAACCAAUCAGCAUAGCAGUGGAGUACCCAGUGAAGCCAGUAACCCUGUGAAAAUUGAUGAGCAUCCAUGGGAAAGGAGAGGCUUACCGGCAGGAAGCAGCAGAAAUUCUUGGGAAUUUCCCAGUAUGGCUUAUUGGGAUCUAUAGUGGAUUCAGGGCAAAAAAACCAGCCAGAAAUUGUUAGCAUUUGAUUUACUGUGGCAAGCCUAGAGAGAGAGUUUGUAAGUGAAGUAGGGCGGGAGGCCCAUGGGGAAGAGAGCAAUGGGGUGAAGCUCUGAAUACUCUGUACUUGGUACAAUUCACUCACUUGGCCAGGCUCCAGCAAGAGAUGAAGAUUAUGAAAACCGGAACCAUUUUAUUAUCUUUAAACAAGAUCCAUGGAAGUAACUUGCCCAAAAUAAGAUAAGUAUAGCUUACUUUUCUGAAAAGUAACUUUAUUUCCCACUUGCACAUAGGGCUGCUAGACAUCAGCCAUCUAGGGUCACAUGCACCCGACCUCAGCAGCACAAUGCACUCUGCUGGACAGAAUGCAGUAUUACUUGGGUGAUAUUUAAACUGACCGCAUUCUAAAUGACUUGUGGAUACAGUCAGCUGUGUUCUGUUUUUCUGAAUGGAAUGAACUCCGAAGCUGUAGUAAAACUAGAGAGGUACAAUCUCUAGGAAAAUCCAGUCCUAGGAGAGGAUGGCAGUGUGUGGAGCAGUGCACCUCAUGACGAGAACCUCCUUUCUGGCUAGUUACCCUGGGAUGUUUGCACGUUUUCUGGAAUAUUCUGCUGAAGUGCCCCCCACAUCACACAACAGCAGUUCAGAGCAGACCCAGGGAUCCCGUGAGAACCAGCCUUAAACAACGGGUGGGUGUGCAAGGCUCAGAAUAAUUGUGCCUGCUGUCCUCAGUGGUAAUGAGGAACUUAUACCAUUCAUGGCCUGUAAUGGACAAAACAAGAGGAAUCCUCAUGAAGAAGAAAAUGCACAUAUAUACAUUAACACACACAACAUCCCAGAGCUCUGGAAUCUCAGUCCCUGGUAACAAAAUUUAUUGUCAUGAUUGAAGACAAGGAGAAGUUUUAUAAAUGUACUCUAGCAACCUGUUGAUAAAAUAGUAAAUACUCCAUCUUUGUAGUUUAACAUCAGUUGGAACAUGGCAAGGCGGUGGGAAAGGGUUGGCUGCAAGUAACUAUCAGGCCAGGAGCAAAUCCCUCCCCCCCAAAUGCCUCCGCAGGAGACCUUCCCCAAUGCUCCCAGCAGCAGUUCCAGAAGGUCCACAGUGCCUCCCUCACAUCGCCUGGCGGACCAGCAUCCGACGUUAAGAGAAAAGAACAAGAUUGUGGUGGAAAGCUGCACACCCAUUUCAAAGCCCACAAAAUAGACACCCACAAUGUUAGAGAGUCUCCUAGGAAAAGAGCAGUUCAUCCGUACGCGCCUGGGAGAUGCUCAGCGCAUGAGCAGGCUGUGCUUUGGCCCGUCCACCCUCUCCAGCUUCUCAAAAUGCUUUCUGGCGUUGCGUAUGUUGAUCAAUGUCGCCGCAGAAGCUGAAAGAGAAGACGAUGCGAGAUGAACCACAGCAGUGUCCUUGGGGGGGGGGGUGUGCACAGAAGCAGAACAGGCUCUGUUAAAAAGGCAGCUGGGAGGGCCCCAGAACAGCACUUUUAAACUUACGUAUGGAAGGAUCCGACAUGACGACCAUCACGUAAGUGUUUGACGUAAAGAUAUCAAUGAAGGCUGCAAAAUUGGAGUUCCUGACCUCCAUGCUCUGGAAAGAUGCAGCAAGUUUACUGGGGGGGGCAGGAAGGAAGAACACCGGUCAGCCUGCAAUCCACAGGUGCUCUCUACAGUUUAGAGAAAUCUUAUGAGUUACACGGAUGCACCACUGUGGGGUGUGUGGAUUCGGGCCAGUUCACACAAGAGCUGUUUCAAUGAGAACCUUGCCACUAGCAGACCAGAGCAUGUACUGUCAUCCAUCUUUGGGAGUCAACCCUUAAAAAGGCGAUUUCUGCCUGGUGAGCAGUCAGAGUGGGCUCUGAAUAAAAGCAGCAUCUCUGCAAGUAGCAGACUGGAUUUGGCUCUGGAAGGGAUUUCAAUCAUGCUCUGGAACUGCAAGAACCACCCAAAUCCUCUUUGAAGGUCAACUCUCCCUCCCCCCAUAAAUCUUACUGUACAGGAAACUGCAAGAGAAUCACCCCCCAGUGCCAGAGGAUCAUUUUGGCCUGUUUAGGAGGCCACUUUCCAAAGUCAGAAAAUGACUGAAAAGGUAAACUCAGCAAGGAAGGAAGCUCAUUGUGGAAAACAAUCCCAGAGCCACCCAUGGAGUCACUGCCAAGGCACCUUCUUCUGGCCCAAGGCAGAGUUUUCCAAACAGCAGUCACAAGUAACAUGCUCUCACCUGCAGCUAAGCUUGAAUUGUUUAAUAAUGUUGCUGAUUUUCUCAAAUCUGUGGAUAUCACGCUGUUCUUUACAUUGAUAGUGGGAAAUUACCUGUCAUGUCCAAGGAAAAAGAUGGACACCAUUAGUUCCAUCAGAAAAACAUAACAGAAACAAGCACUCCACCUGCAUGGCAGAGACUCAGCCAAUAGAGGGAGAUGCAGAGAGAGAAAGACUCAGGACCCUCCAGACGUCUUAGGGUGUCAGGAGAGCACUUUCCACAUACUAUCCAAAAAACAGAAAGGAUCUGAGAACAUCACUCUUGGACUGCAGAACGGGAAACACCACCAGUUUUCCUGGGAGGGGGGAGGAGCUUUAUGUUCAUCCCACCAAGUCUAUGGGAAAGAAAGCUCUGCCCCCCAGAAAUCUGGGUAUCCUCCCCCAUGCAGCUUUGCAUCAAGGUGGGGCAAAGACCUUGUGGGUGCCCCAUGGAAAAGCAAGACCAAAUGGUGGCUAAAGCACCAGGCUUGAUUCUGGGAGAACAGAGUCGCUAUCUUGUCAUUGGCCAUCCCUUCCUUGAACAAACUCCUGUUUGGAAAAUGGGAACCCCAGAGCAAACACUUUGGUUUUCUUGCAUGGAAGAAUGAGAUCACGUGCUCUGGGCUGGCUCUCUGCUGUGGGCCAAUUAAACCCAGAAGAGAGAGAGACAUGAGUGCUCGCUCGCUCUCACCAGGAAAGUCGCUCUUUCAAACAGAAGAACUUCGUCGGCUUCAAUGAUCUGAGCAAAGUUCCUGAGGUUCAUCUCCAACUGCUGGACGUUGGGAAUCAGCUGGUAGACUAUACUGGACCACGCCUGCCCAAAGAGAAAGCACAGAUUAGCCACCAACUCCAUGGGCACAUGGCAGAAGUGGCGCAAGAGUCAGCCACAGCCCCAAGGGUGGCUGCUAAGCAGCAGAUAGCCCAUGGGACAAGUCUGAAGUUUAGAGGGGGGGGGCAGACUUGCUCCAGCCAAAGCAGCUCUUUUUUUCAAGUCCACUGGAGUUUGAGGAAAUUACUAGCGGGGCAGAACAUGGAGCAGAGAGAUCCAUUUAAAGCAGAAGCUGCAGAGGUUCGACUCCACAUUCAGUGACUCAGCCUCUCCUCCCCCAAAAUCUCACCCCCUGAAAAGGCAACGUGUGUUAAAGCUCUGGUUGGGCAAACAGGUCAGAGGAGCCAUAGUUCUCGCAGGUGCAGUCCAAACUUCUGUUGUGGAGCCAGAGAACAGGCGUGGAGAAGACAAUGUUUCAUGGCACCUUUGGAGACCCGUCUAUGGUUGCGUUGACUUAGGGGGAAAGGCAAGGGACCCGUCAAAUUCAUCCCAUUGUGUGGGGUGGACUACAUGAUCCACACACAAACCUAUCAGAAGGUAGGGCACCACCAUACCUACACUUGAGAACAGCUCCUGGGAUCUUGGUGCCUCUUUUCAGUUUAAGAAAGGGGAACCAAGUAUUUUUUGUGUUUUGUAAAGCGCUCUGUGUGGCCUCACAGUAAUUAAGCUACUCAAAACAUCCCCAGCAGCCCCUCAAACUUUCCUUGAAAGCCUCAAUAGGAAGAAUAUCGCACCAGCAUCCUAGCAAACGUAUCCCUUUCCUGGCCCAACUUACGUGCAGACCAAGUUUUUCUUACAGUUUUCCUGCAAGUUUUAACAAGCGGUGCGCAUACUCUAGCCAUAAACUCAAAUCCCAAGACUUGAACAAGGGUUAGGGUUUUCCACCUUCCUUUCUGUUAUCAUAUAUUCUGGGUUUGCUAGCCAUGCAGAGACCCAAGGAACUGUGGAGAACCUCCAGCCACUAGGAAUCCUACUUAAGGGGUGCCUGAGAUUUCAAGAUGUGAUGCCCACGCACUUUCAAGCCUGCUUUUGUAAUCAUAAGGGAUAGAACUUGCUCUUUUAAAAAUUAAAACAGAAGGAUUCUCCAGAAGCUGAACUGCACAUCCAAUGUUAUAAUCUGCAGUCUCUCUCUCUCUCUCACUCACACACACACACACACACACACACACAGAGAGAGAGAGAGAGAGAGAGAGAGAGAGAGAGAGAGCCUGUUGUUACCUGUA